AACUUGUCCUGACUUGGAGCUCGAACCCUCAAACCAAUAAUGAUUCAUUUCCCUCGCGCUCAUGCCGGAAGUUCUCAUACUCAGCAAAUAAGGGCGACGGGGGACUUCUCUUUUUUCCGGCACUGUCUGUUCUCGUGAGGGUUCCGGUGAGUGCGCGUGAGAACCGACAAGAAGUGUCCGUGAUAAUCCGUCCCUAUAACGGACGCGUGUUCUCAGUGGAGGCGGGGCGACACGGUCCGGUCCACAGGUCCAGCUGUAACUUUACCUCCGCUCAGGCUCGCGGUCUGAACGAUGGCGACGGACGAGCUGUCGUCGAAGCUCAGCCGGCGGCUGCAGAUCGAGGACGGAGCCGAGGCCCCGGUGGCCCUGGACCCACCGGGACCCCAGACCGGCUCCGAGGAGAAGUCCAGCACCGCCUACGCGGACUCUGAGCUCGGGGCGAAGCUGCUGCGGCGCGGGGAGCUGAACGAGGGGCAGGGGGAGCCGAGCCAGCCCAGCACCAAGGUCCUGAACCCCUACACCGAGUUCAGGGAGUUCUCCCGCAGCCAGAUUAAGGACAUGGAGAAGAUGUUCAAAACGUUUGACGCGGGCAAAGACAACUACAUCGACCUGAUGGAGCUGAAGCUGAUGAUGGAGAAGCUGGGAGCUCCUCAGACUCACCUGGGCCUGAAGAACAUGAUGAAGGAGGUGGACGAAGACCUGGACAACAAGCUGAGCUUCAGAGAGUUCCUCCUCAUCUUCAGGAAGUCGGCAGCAGGAGAGCUGUCGGAGGACAGCGGCCUCGGGGUCCUCGCUCGUCUCUCUGAGAUCGACGUCUCCACCGAGGGGGUCAAAGGGGCCAAGACCUUCUUUGAAGCCAAGGUCCAGGCCAUCAGUGAGUCCAACCGCUUUGAGACGGAGAUCCGCCAGGAGCAGGAGGCCAAGAAGAAGGAGUUGGAGGAGCAGAAGCUGAGACACAGCGCCUUCAAGGAGCUGCAGUCGGCCUUCAAGUGACACCUCACUCUGAGGGGGCAGUCACCUUCAGGUGACCUCACUCUGAGGGGGCAGUCACCUUCAGGUGACACCUCACUCUGAGGGGGCAGUCACCUUCAGGUGACACCUCACUCUGAGGGGGCAGUCACCUUCAGGUGACCUCACUCUGAGGGGGCAGUCACCUUCAGGGGACCUCACUCUGAGGGGGCAGUCACCUUCAGGUGACCUCACUCUGCUCCUCUACUUAUGGUCCAGUCGCUCUGCUGCACCAACACUGUCAGGUUGUAAACACUGUGCUUAAUGUUCCACGUCUACAAUGGACUGGAGACAAUCUGAAAACUCGUAUUAAUUAAUAAUGAUUCCACUUAAUGACCAGAAAGGGGCCAAAUGUUCAAACUACUGUCAAGAUGCUCAUUCCAACUUUAAAUUAGAAAAGUUGAGUGAAAACUUUGAGGUGAUAAUGAUCAGGAAGGUAUUUUUAAUAAAGUGUUCUUCAUGGAUCCUGUUUGUUCUCUGUUAGUCUGUCACUGUUCCGUCUGUCAUGCUGUCAGAAAGGAAAACAAACUGUCAAACACAUUUUACUUCAACUUCCUAAAACUUCUUAAUAAAACCUUUUGUCGUAACAAAUUG
This is a messenger RNA of Pseudoliparis swirei, 1602 nucleotides long. RefSeq names its product EF-hand domain family, member D2 (gene efhd2). The transcript has 4 exons. The record is from RefSeq and is a predicted model, not a curated record. The coding region runs from base 292 to 993 and encodes 233 amino acids. NCBI's taxonomy places the organism in Eukaryota, Metazoa, Chordata, Actinopteri, Perciformes, Liparidae. Gene Ontology annotation, molecular function: calcium ion binding.